AUGUUUGUUAUUGCACAAGAUAUCCAAGCGGUCGAAGGAAAAAGUGUUAGUUUACCUUGUGAUGUCGUACCUCCUGGUCAUGACAAGGUAUACAUGGUUUUCUGGUUUCAAUACGGUUCCGGAUUUCCAAUAUACAGUUUUGAUGUGAGAGGCAAACCACUAUCUCAAGCACGCCACUGGUCGGCUCCGGAAGUUUUCGGUACCAGAGCUUAUUUCCGUACAGUAUCCGAGCCGGCGCAACUCGUCAUAGACGACAUCCGGCGUCACGACGAGGGCGUUUAUCGGUGUCGAGUUGAUUUUCGAAAUGCUCAAACCCGCAGCUUCCGUUACAAUCUUACGGUUAUUGUUCCUCCCGAACCUCCAACAAUAUUGGAUCAGUACGGUAGACUUUUGAAUGGAACUGUUGGUCCUCAUGAUGAAGGUGAUGACAUAACGAUGAAAUGCCGGACUGUUGGAGGCCACCCACAACCUGUUGUCAGAUGGUUGGUUAAUGGUCUCAUAGUCGAUGAUAAAUAUGAGCAUAAUGCUGGAGAUGUCAUAGAAAAUGUUCUUGUAUGGCCUUCUGUUAGUAGAAAAGACCUCGAUGCCCUCUUCACUUGUCAGGCUGUCAAUACUAAACUUACAGAACCGAAAGAAGCGUUUGUAGUCUUAGAAUUACGAUUACCUCCCCUUACUGCAACCAUUCUCAGAACGGAAAGCCCUUUAGUUGCCGAUAAACGUUAUGAAGUAACUUGUGAAUCAGCAGGAUCGAGACCUCCUGCAAUAAUCACUUGGUACAAAGGAAAGCGGCAACUCCGCCGAACGAAGGAAGAAACACGGGAAAACAUUACAAUAAGUGAGUUAAGCUUCGUUCCAACAACAGAAGACGAUGGAAAAUCCAUAACAUGUCGUGCAGAAAAUCCAAACGGCACAGGCUUGUUUCUCGAGACUUCUUGGACAAUUGACGUCGUAUAUCCCCCUAUUGUGACGCUGUGCCUGGGGAGCACCCUCAACGCCGACGACAUCAAAGAAGGUGACGAUGUCUACUUUGAGUGCCACGUUACUGCCAACCCCUACUGGAGGAAACUCACGUGGCUGCAUAACGGUGUAGUGCUUAAUCAUAAUUUGGCCAGUCGUACAAUCUUCAGUAAUCAAAGUUUGGUGAUGCAGAAAGUGACAAGGCAAAACGCUGGUCGAUAUCGAUGUUCCGUGGUCAAUUCAGAAGGAGAAACUGUCAGCGACGAAUUGGACUUCAGGGUACAAUUUGCUCCUACUUGUAAACACGAUAAAGUUACCAUAGUCGGAGCAUCGAGAGGAGAGAGUGUGGAUAUUUUGUGCGAAAUAGAAUCCGAUCCACCAGCCAAAAGUUAUAGAUGGAAAUUCAAUAAUUCUGGAGAAACUAUAGAUGUCGCUGCCGAGAGAUUCGCUAAAUCUAGUAACGGAACUCACAGCGUUUUGCGAUACACACCGGUGUCUGAAUUGGAUUAUGGAUCUCUCUCGUGUUGGGCUUCUAAUUCAGUUGGGCAUCAAGUUGAGCCAUGUAUGUUCCAGCUAGUUGCAGCAGGAAAACCCUUUCCCGUGAAAAAUUGUUCUCUCUCCAAUCAAACGAGCAGUUCAGUUGAAGUAUAUUGUCUCGCUGGGUUUGAUGGAGGACUUCCCCAGCAUUUCGUCCUGGAAUUGUAUUCUUCAAAUUCUGCAGUGGCUCGAUUUAAUAUGACCUCUUAUACGGAGCCUUAUUUCUUCUUGGAUAAUUUGGAGCCCGAUGUUACAUUCAGAAUAGUUAUUUUUGCUACUAACGUCAAAGGAAGGAGCAAGGGAGUUGUUUUGGAAGAAAUCACAUUUAGGGAUGCCGAAAAACGGACAGCACACGAUGGAGAAAUACCGAUAUCUCCAAUAGUAGGAAUUCUAAUAGGAGCGACUCUCACUAUGAUAAUCGUUAUAUUGAUCAUCAUUGUGAGAAUUAGAAGAUCCCAAAAUCCUUCAAGAGAUGGAAUUCACGUACAAAAAGUGUCAGUUGGAGUCGCACAUCAGCAGAACACGGUAUCAUCAACUAAACCACUAAUUAGCAGUGCCUCUCCAAGAGAUUUAGACGAGAGAGAUCCAGAUGUUAUUCCAGCUAAAUUUGGAUCACCUGAGGGAGAAAGUGACAGACAAGUGGGAUCCUUAAACGGUGCUCAAGUUCCACCGGCAACCAGAAAUAUCUCAAAAGUACAGAACUACGCUCAGUCUAAUGUUCCUUCUCCUCAGUGGAUUAGUCCAGUGAUCAAUGAACAGUACCACCAAUACAAAAAUCCAGUUGCUAUGGUGAGUGGAACUUUUCCAAGAGAAUCUAGGCCAAAAGAUCUUCGAUUGGGAAAUGGAAGUUCAACAGUCCACGGCGUUACGGACUUGGAACUAAAUGGAAUCGCUAUAAAAGAAAGACUGAUGGCAAAUCGACUACCAGAAAGUUGUGUCUAAAUGUUACAAUAUUUUUAUUUGACAAGUAGUAUUUUGCAAAUGCUGGUUGGCUUACCGUCCACGACUAGACGUAUAUAUAAAUAUGGAUAUUUUUGAUAAUAAAAAUAGAUUAUUCAAUGAGAAAUUAUUAGCAAAGCCUUUUCUCAAACUGUUGGGGUUUCAAUCCUCCUUGUUGUUCUAUUUUCAAAAUGUCUGCUCCAGAUACUGAGCAACCUUUGGUGGUAAUUUUCCAAUGGUUAUCCACCAGCAUUUACUUACAGCUCGAUACUCAAUUUCUUCAUUUUCCUACAUUUUUAUUGACUGUCAAUUAGAACUAUACUUUCAGAGGAAACUUGUCUAAAUGGAUAUAAAAUAAUUCUAAUAUUGAAAUACAAUAUAACUUUUAUCUUCGAAUAUAUGUUUUAUUAUUUAGUGAUUAUAAAAAAAUAUCAUCAAAUCCAGUGGAAACAUCUCUAAAAGCACAAAAUCUAAUAAUUUGUCCAUUGAGAUAACUUGAAAAUAUGGACAAAUUAGACACCAAACAGGAAGUAGAUUAAAAGUAAUUAAAUCUUUAAUUGGUUUAAAGUUUCACCUCAUCUUCUUAAGUUACAAAAGUUUAGUGCAUUCACAACUUUUUUCCUAAAAGUUUCCGAAUGUUUUUUAUCAUACUACUCCUUAGUUCUCAAACUCUUGCAAUCAAGUGAAACACUACUUAAAAUGCUAGUAACGAACUUUUACUUGGAAAACUAAAAAGAAAGAACUUUGUUUUGAAUGCAUUGUCAUUAUAGUCCACAUAGGAGCUUUAUUUUUUAUUUAUGUAAGUAGUUCUCAAUUUCGAUUCCUUACAGUUAUUUCAAUUCAUUCAACAACAAAAUAUUUGUCGAUGAAUCGUCCGAUUUCGAUUUUCAAUAUUGAAUGAUCACGAGAUCCACAUUAAUCAUAAUUCAAAUUAAAUCUCUCAUAUUAUUUUCACAGGUUCCAUCAAUCGUAUCCUAUUUUUCUUCAUAAUACGUAACACAGCUUCCAUCAAAUCACAAUGGAAAUAUGAUAAAUCAGUACAUUGUUUAAAUGCAGUGAUUACUACUGUCUAUUAGAUUUAACUGGAAUCAAUUAUUCUGCCUUGGACAUUGUCAUAUCAAAUUUCAUAUUAUUAUAAAGUUAUAUAUGAAUUAAAGCUUCUUCCUCGAUAGUCGAUAGAUAUUCAAUCAAUAACCUAAUAUGAUACAUCAUUCAUUGCCUGCCUGUUUAACAUUUCUUCUAACUAAUCUUCAAAAUAGUGAUGAUGAUAGUCAACUGUUUUGACUCAGAGAGUAAGAAGCAAUCAUCGAUUCUGAUUUUAGAAUAGAACGUUUGCAUCCUCCAAAAGAAUGUCUUAAUCUAAUGGAAUCCAUAACAAUCAGUUGCUAUUCCUUUUGUUAUAAGACCAUCAUUCUACGAUAUUAUUUCUUUCUUCCUCUUUUACAUUUUACACUUGGAUUAUCUCCAUCUUCUUUAGAAGUCUUCAUGCCCUUUCCAGCGUGAUAUUACUGGGAGUUCAGUUUUCAUUCUUCUUUUAUCCAUUACUUUAUAGCCUAGUUUGUCGGGGUCUUCAUUUCGUUAUUUUCUUCUACUUUUACUCUAUUUUUUUGUUCAUUACUUUAGUUUCAUUUCCAUAUAUUAACGUGGGUACAAUUAUUGAGUUGUAGACUUUUGUUUUUGCGUCUUCUAUUAUUCCUUUUUUCCGAAAAUUAGGUUAUUAAGUGCAUUUGGGCUGUUCUCACUCUCUAUAUCUAUAUUUUCUUCUAUUAAAAUUAAUUCUUUAUUCUUGUAUUACCAAAUCUUCUCUUCUCUUUCGGAUUUUCUACUAUCCUUUCGCAAUUCUUGACAUUUACUUCCAUUCUAUAAUCUUCUAUUGUCUACUUUUCCUUCCAUUAAAUCGUCUGCAUAUACUAAUCAGUCUAUUUUCACCGUUUCUAGGUUUUUGUAUCCAAUUAUCGUCUUCAAAUCAUAGUUCUCCUCUUCCAUUUUUUUUAUCAUCCUAUUCAUGAUAAGUAUUGAUAGAAGAUGACCAAGAUUAUCUCAUUGUUCCAUUCCAAUCUCCAUCUUAAGUUCCGUCGAUCUUCUUUUCCAUUUUAACUUUCCGUUUUUAUAUAUUCCUUCCUAUUUCUCUAUAAAUCUAGUCAUAUGCCACUUUUAAACCAAUGAAUGUCAUAUUUCUUCUCGUUAUAUUUAUAUGUUAUCUAUUGUUUAUUUCCCUUUUCUAUAUGUAUUUAGCUCGUCCUCCAUUUUCCUUAUCUUUGAUUCGAUUAAUCUCGUGUAUGUUUUUAAGCCAAUUGGAAGUGUUUUGACGAGUUUUGUUUAGUAUUUGAGUGUCAGAACGCAUUCAGUAGAGCUUGGAAACUCGUCAAAAAUUUGUCUCAUGCGAGUUACUUCUAUUAACGAUGGUAACAUCAAAAAAAUUGAUGAAAUGGUGUUCGAAAGAGUUUCUCUUAUGGAUCAUAUUUUGGGUAUAGAGUGUGUCAUAAAAAAAACCUCAAUAUUUCGCAAAAACAGCGUCGUAUGGAGGCCAUCAAAGAGAUACUUGAAAACGUAUUUGAGGACCUCACAUUUAUCAAACUAUCAAACGAAUAUAUGGCGACAUCGAGACUGCCCUAGAAACUCAAAAUGAGCCGAAACCAAAAAGAAAACAUGUCGGUUGAGAAUUGGAGUGAUACACAUCGUUUUCACGGAAUGUGUGUUCCACAAUCAAUUCGUUCGAGAGGUUCAAAGAUAUUUUAUAUUAUUUUAGUUCCUGAAAUUCCACAAUUAUUUUUUUUUUGAAGAAAAAAAUACUAUCGAACAAUUAUCAGAAAUAUCCAUAUUGUACACUGAAUUUGUAUAGACAUGCGAAUUUUUAGACUGAAAUUGUUGAAAUAUGUAUAUAAUUGAUUAAAAAUAGUGUAUGCUUAAUCUACUGGAAAAGCUGUAAUUUUUUCCAGGACAAUCUCUAACCGUUAAUGUGAAGAUUAAUGUUUGUUUCAACUAUAAUAAUUCACAAAAUAUACCGAACAACUCACCCUAUGUGAUGACAGAAUAUAGUUUAUAUUCUCAUGUGCUACAAAAAAACAUAUCUGAAUACUUUAUCAACGAUCCAUAUCGUUUUUUAUAUAAUUUUUGAAACUAUUCACGAAAUAAAAGGAAAAACAAUAUUUCGUAAUACACUGCUCAACAAUUGAUACAGAUCAAAGUAAAUUUAUGGUCAAUUCAAAUAUACAAACAUGGGCCUUGUGCCCAAUUAUAAAGAAAUUUUUUCCUGCCUGUAUCCUACUUUGAUUGUUAUUAUUACCUUUAGCGGAAAGUUUGGAAAUUUAAAAUUAAACUCAGCUGAUAUUUAAAGCUCCAGGUCCGGUUAUUUUGAUAAGAUAUAUCUUCAGAACUCGUUUACAUGCAUUAAGUCACGGCUGGAAUCAUUUUGUGAUGAAUGGUAGGACCUCUCAAAUUCACGGUGGUUGGCAAAAACGCACCAUAUCUCAAACUAAAGACUAUUACUGCAAGGAGGAAUCCAAUCUAAUAUGUUUGUUGCAUCGAUUUGGGAUUGCGUAGUUCACAUCUGCAUUUAUUCUAAAUUCUGUACGUAUUAGAAUUCAGUCUUCACGGGACAGCUAAUUAUGUAUCGAAAUAUAUUUUCCGAAUACUUUCCCAAGCAAAUUUCAUCAAUUGUAGAAAUAUGGCUCUACAAUUUACUGAAACAAAGUUUAUGCUUAGUUAAAGAUCAAAAACUUAUACCAUAUUGUUGUUCAUUGUUAUUGAAACUAGUACAUAUCUAAUUGCUAAAAAUAACUCACAUAAUAAUGAAAAUAUAUUUUUUUUCUCAAUUGCCGUGCUGGAAAAAGUACCGAGCAUCAAAAUUUUGAAAGUAAACCACAAAAAUGAAUUGUCAUGCUAACAUAAAUUUACAACGCAAUCCUAGGACUCAGAUACUCGGCAAAAUCAUCUUGAUGAACCAGGCACAGAUUCAAUCAACGUGUCAUUUUACCAUCCAAUAAGCCUGCUACAAAAAUGUCCAAAUUUCUUAAAAAACUAUUCCUACAUAGAAAAACUCUCCACAAGAAUGGAUCCCUUGACAUCAAUUUUAAAACCGACAUAAACAAAACCGGAUAUUAAUCUGCUGUUUUCCAUAAUAUCGGACAGACUUUUGACAGACUGUGGCAGUACAAAAUUGAAAGACCUCUCUCCCCAAACUACUAUCCACUUCUAAGAUCCUACAUAGCCAACAGAAUCUUCCAAACCAAAGUUGACAAACAAAAGCUGCAACUUAUUCCUAUUGCAGCAAAGGUAAUGUACUAGAUCAGCUUCUUUUCGUACUAUUAAGAUCUAUCUAAGCAAAAUGAAAGAAUGAAAGGAAAUGGAAGCAAAUCAACUUAAUGAAACAAUCACAUUAGGUAAGGGUACGUUUUUUGCAUUCACGCACAAUUAGAAAUACUACAAACAGAUAGUAGUAAAUACUCAGGAAUCCACCUAGACAAAAACUGGAUACAUCAUAUCAAAAGAAAAAGAGAAAAAAGUAGGUUAAUAUGUAGAAAAUUCAAAGCCUCACUUAAAACAGAGCAAAGUCUGUCCUAAACUAUGUGGACUCGUGGAAUUAAUCUGUAGGGAUUUGUCAACUAGUACAUGCUUCACGGUAUAUAUCAAACCACACAAUUCACGUAGAUAUGAGAGUGCUCACAGUACAAAAUGAUAUCAUCAUAGAAACCCAUCCAAAUUCACUGCUAGAGAAAUUGUUGAGACCAAAAAAACUGGGAAAAUUGGUCAAUAGAACUAGUAUGAGGUAUUGGAGGUAACAUCACUGGAUAUAAAGCUCAUCAAGACAUUAAAGGUUGUAAAUUAUUUAACACUGGUGAUCAAAUCAACUCAAAGAAUGUAUCUGCAUCUGCAACUUCCGGAAUAUAACAUAAAAUUCUAAUAAAUGAUUCGAUAUUUAUAAUUCUUGGUCUCAAAAAAACAAAUUGCAUUGACAAAACUUGAUAUUUGCCAACAAAUUGAUCAAAGAUUAUGAAAAACUACGGUCUCAGUUCACUUAAUUCUAUGCCAAAAGCCUCCUAAACUAAGACGACUACUCUCAGUCAACGCGAGGACACUUUCCAUUGAAGCAACUCGUAUUUUUGGCUAAGCCUUGAUUCACUAGCAGUGAAAUUGCUAUUACCUCUGAGGAUUAAAAGAAAAGAUUAGAAAACAAGAAACGAAGAUUUUGAGUGCAUAAAAUUUCAUGGCAGUAUAAAAAUUUUUAAACAUAUUUUUGAAAAGUAUCUUCUAGUACACAUUAUAACCAUUUAUGUUUAUUGCUUCAUGGAAAAUGUAAUUUUAAAUUUUACUUCUCGACAGACACAAUUUCUCUUCUACGGGUUUGAGUCCUCUCAACGUAUAUUGGAUACGAUGAAUAUAUGCGAAAGUGCUGCGCAAAAGAUAAAACGAAAUUGCUUAUUCUAUGACACCAGAAUAACACAUAUUUUGGCCCAAUUAUUCGGACGAAUGUGAUAUUUGACAUUUCAGAGCUGGUUUUUGAAUAUCGGUACGAUUCCUAUCCAUAUCACUUCAGAAUCAACAUUUGCUACUAUCAAAAUAAUCGUGCUUAACUAACAAAUUCUAAAUAUAAAAAACAUAUUUGUUAAUAAAAAACGGUUGCCAUGCGUAGUUGAAUCUAUCAAUUAUCUCAAAUGUAAUUUGUAAAUAAAUAUUGUAUUAUAGAUGUAUAUACAUAUAUAGAUAACUGUAAUGUAAAUAAAAUCUUUGUGCAGAUCUGUAUUAACAUAUAUUCCAUGAAUUUGGAUGUUAAUGUGUAUCGGGAAGGUAAAAUUAAGUGAAAUUGUUAUUUUUUAUUGACUUAGAUGUCUGCACUUGUUGUAUGUAUGCUGUUUCGAUCCUCAAUAACGAUUCUUAUAAUAAAUUCAACAAAAUAAUAAACAGUUGUUGAUUUUUCUGAAUUAGAAUUUUUGAUGAUAGAACAUCAUAAUUUGGAAUAUACAGGAUGUUUCAAAAAAAGGUGAUCCCGUCUCUAAGAUAGAUACAAACCGUAUUCAAGAUAAAAGGUUUUGGGAGUUAGAUAUGAGGUCAUCAUAGUGCCGUUGAAUUAUUUCAAUUCUUGAGGUGAAUUCACCUCUGUAGCAUAAACUAUUUCUUUAAGAUACAACCAAACUGGGUAAUUCAAAGGAUUAAAAUCGCAUUAUUGAGGUCAAUGAAUCGGAGCUUCUGCACCUCUACAAAUCCAUCGAUUCCGAAAAUGGUUAAUCAACCAAUUACUACACCUUCUAUCAAAAUGCGUUGGAGCUCCAUCGUGCAUCCAAAACAUCUUCGCUCAUUAAGUUGAGUUAUGUCUUCUAAUAUCUUGAAUAAGUGAUUGCUUGAAAUUUAAAGUUCCAAGUAUAAUGUGAUAACCUAUUAAUUUGUAACCAAAUUUCAAAAGAGUGCUGGUAAUAUGAAAAUUGGGAUUGAGAACUAACCUUUCUUGUAAUGUUUUACAAAAAUCCACUGUAACUGGUAGAUAUCAUCUGACAAGAGCUCUUGGAAUUAUCUGUAAUAAUAAGGAUCUAGCUGUUGCUCUUCAAGUAUCCUCCAAGUACUUGAAGAUGACGUAUUUCUUGUCACACUUAUCACGCUAAUUGUUGGAUUUUGAUCAACUAAAUUUGAAAUUAUAUUUUCUUUAUUAAUGGUUCUUGUUCUACCAGAAUUUAUUUGUUUAAGUCUUACCUUCCCAGUUUUUCGAUAACGUUGUUUAUUGGCUCUGAAUGUAUUUUCACUUGGUAAGUUUCUUCGAAGGAAAUUUUUCUGAAUAAUGCUUAACAGUUGCACUAGUUUCCCAAACACUUCCAAAGGGUAAUAAACCCGGUACCGCAAUAAAUGAUCAUCGAAUUGUUAUUUGUUUCAUACUAAGUCCUUCAAUAGCUCAAUACCCACACUUAUUUAAUUUUGAUAACCUAUACUGAUUAGAUUUUUGUGAAACAUUACAAGUAACGAAAGACCUCAGUCCCAAUUUUUUUAAAUGUAUCCAUUUUAUCGAUGGGGUCUCAUAAACGCGACAAAAAUUUUCCAAUUCACAUAAUAUUUAAUAAUAAUUAAUAACUGUAUUAAAAUUUUAUACCAGCUUCGGUUAUUACUUCAUAAUUUUCAAAUCAAAAUAUUCCGAAAACGGUACAUCAAGUUUUAUCAGGUGUACUUUCUUAGUAUAUUGGAUGUAUCAGCUUCCAAAAUAUAUUCGCAUAAAAUAUGUAUAUAUAUACACAUGAAUUUUUUACUCAGCAAAUCCCAAAUAUUUUUCAUUUUUCUAUCUACCUAGAGACCUUUUUUUGAAACACCCUGUAGAAUAUAAUUGCAGAAAAUUAUUAAUAAUAAUAGUGAAGGCACAUUGUGAGCUACAAACUAGACAUUUCUCUAUUUUUGGACUUGGUUAUACCAAUUGGACUUUUUUACUUGUGUUUAUAUUGUAGCUUAAUUAUUUUUUUGUCCAAUAUUUUUUCAAAUGACUAUUUAAAGGUAAAUUGAUGCCAUCUGCAUCGUAUUUAUCAAAAUUGCCUUACAACAAAAAUUACGAUCCUACACUAGUUUGAAAAAAAAACAAUCCUACCUUGAAAAAUUCAUAUUCAGAACUCAAAUAGAGGACUGCUUCAAAAAACAUAUAAAAUAACUAAAUUAUGAACUUUCGGUAAUUUUUUUUUUCACUCCUACAUAUUUCUAACAUUGUUUAUGCUUCCUUUUCUUAUCAGAGAAGGUCUAAGUUAUAGUUUUUCACAAACAAAACAUUCAUAAUAUUUAAAAAUAAUCUUAUCAUCCUCAUAAUUACCAAUUCAAAUAUAUCACGUGUAAAAUUGAAAAUAAGCAAAUAAAACCCUUUUGUAUAUUUAUAUAUCGAAAAUUAUUUAGAAACGAAAACUUUUUGAAUAUUGAGUAAUUAUUGAUAUGAAUAUUACUUUCCAUAGUCACAGAUUUCACUGCUUGGUUACCCAUUUCUUUAGUGAUGAGUGAGAAAACUGAUCUUGUUUGUUAUCCACUAAAAUGUAAUUAAAAGUUUCUCUGCUCAGUAUUAAAUUUAUAUUUUUUCAAGUUACUUAUCAUUAGUGGACGACAGAACUUAUAUUUAAACAUAUUUUCGAAAUUAUACAUUAGAAUAUUAUGAAUUUCUAAUAAAUUAUUACCUAUGUCCAUACAGUGUGUUUGACGGAAUAAAAAAUUCUACACUAUCAUCUGAAGACAAGCAGCUGAUAGGACUUUUCAAAAACUAUGAUCGGCUUAGCCCCAUCAUGUUCUGAAUGUUCGGAAAUUAGCGUUUUAAAUCUCGUUCUGGGUUAUAAUUCACAUUAUAAGUGAUCUACCUGAUCUACCUGACUCAUAUUUCUAUAUAUGUAUGAAAUAAUGUGUAGAAAUUUCAAGUGAGAUAAGACGCGUGAUCCCUACAGCCUCCUAUUCCUAUGGUAUUGAGCCUGGCACUGAGUUUAGUGAUUAAGGAAAAGACUAAGCGAACCGUAUGAAACUUAGCCGGCAUUAAAUUCCUUGGAAAGAAGCGACUACCUCCUAAACUAAUAUUAGAGGAUGAUUUAUAUGAAAUAAUCAUUGGACUUUUCCUAUUAGAUGGUAUGCAAAGUAAAUUUAAUACUUUUGUCGAGGGAAUGGACAUCAAAAGCGCUUCUAGUAUAUCAGAAUUCAUUGAUCAUUUUCAAUGUAUCUUUGGACAAAAGUUGACCACCAUCAUGACUAUUUGUAGUUUCUUCACAGCUGAUUUAAACAAUUGACUUUAAGUUUCGCUGGAUUUUAUGGUAGUCCAAGUAAAACUUCUUCUAAUAAAGAGUUUUUAAUUCCUAAUUAAUACUUUUUCAAAGUAGUUAUUUCCAAUUUGUAACUGUCCAUUCUGAUCUCGAAUUUUCGAGAAGUGCAUGUAUUUAGUUUUAUUCAAAUUCAUGUGUAGCCCAAACCGCUUGCUGACUUUUCUUACGAUUUCUGUAAUUGUUUGAAAAUCUCAGCUAUUAAGACAGUGUCUUCAGCAAAUUUCAUGUUAUUAACUGGGACUACACUGCUAGGGCUUCCUGGAUAAUUACUUCGGAAUAUGUAUUAAAAAGUAUUGGUGAUAAUAUGCAACCCUGUCUUAUUCCACGUGUUUUAUGUAUUCCUUCAGUUAUUUUUUCCUCUAUAUCCUCUAUAUCUUGGUUAUCUUGUUAUUAUAAACUGUUUCAAUUAUUUUGAAAGAAACAACAAAUGAUGUUUAUCUAAUACUAUGAGUUGUUUCUCUUUGUAGAAAUGUAAACUUGUUAUUACCGAUAAACACUCAUAAACUCAUUAGUAUACAUAUUUUUACAAUGUAUUAUUCAGAAAUUAUUUCGAAACAUUUACUUUAUAUAUAAAUGUUCAUUAUAUUGUCUUUCCAUUUAAAUAUUACAUAGAAGUAUGAAUCGUUAUUGAAGAUCAAAGUAGUUCAUUCGAAAUCCAAAAUUAGUGGUUUAUAAUAAUUAUUGUGAUAUUUUCCGUAGGCUAACCCUGUUUAGCGUUAUUAGAUAUCAAUAAAUGUAUAUUAUCCCUCUACUAGUUUCAUUUCGAAAUAUACAAGUACCUUCUUCGAGGUAGGAUCGUUCUUAAGCACCAUCUACAUAUAAUAAUAAACUAAAAAGAUCCCUACCCUGCGAUUGAAACAUUUAUCAAAGAAAUUAACAUUUAUAAGAUGUAUAUAAUCGCAAAAUAGUACAGAUGGUAUGUAAUAAACAUGAAGCAAUUAAAGAGAAAGACGAAGACACAAAUGAUAUAUAUUAUGAAGAGUUGGAAGUGCUAAUAGAUACUAUACUAAACACAGAAAUUGUAAUUGUAAACGCAAAAGUUGGCCAAAAGGAAAUGUACAAAAAGAUAGCAAGAAGAGAAAACAAUCACGAUGAGUCAAAUAAUAUUAGACUGAGAUUGAUAGAUUUGACAAUCGAAAGAAAUAUAAACACCAUAAUUACGGACUUUUAAAGAAAAAACAUGUAUACAACAAGGCACUUGAAUGAUCAAGCAGAUAUUCGGAUCACUUUCUGGUAGGUGUCAAAAUUAGGAUAAAAAAAAUUGAGAAAACAAUAAAAAACAAAGAUUAAACAAAUUCCAUACGUGAGCAUUUUGAAGAGGGUGAUUAUUGAACGAAAGCAUACGAUAGACAUAGAAGAAUACAGCCGAGAAGAAAGCCACAUACAAACAUUUGAAAUAAAUCGAACAAGCAGUAACAAUCGCCACGAA
This is a messenger RNA of Diorhabda sublineata, 12615 nucleotides long. RefSeq names its product hemicentin-1. The record is from RefSeq and is a predicted model, not a curated record. NCBI's taxonomy places the organism in Eukaryota, Metazoa, Arthropoda, Insecta, Coleoptera, Chrysomelidae. Gene Ontology annotation, molecular function: protein binding. The transcript is spliced from 13 exons. The coding region runs from base 1 to 2436 and encodes 811 amino acids.